AUGGCGAGACAUGAGGAUAUUGAGAUGCAAUUGGCUGAGUUAGAUAUUGAUGGAGAGGAGAACGAACAAUUGGUGUUUGAAGAAGGUGUUGACGAGACGGUGAAUAAGUUCGAGUUAUGCUUGAUAGGACGUUUCUUAACAGAGAAAACUAUCAAUAGUAGAGCGAUGAUGUCCAAGAUGGCGGAUGUCUGGAAACCGGCAAUGGGGAUCAACAUCAAAGAACUUGAUACAGGUGUCUUUAUUUUCCAGUUCUAUCAUAAUGAAGACAUGCGGUGGGUGUUGAAUGGAGGACCUUGGUCGUUCGAUAACGCCAUGCUGGUUAUGGAGACCAUUCCUUUGGGUGUGGAGCCAAUGAAGGUAUCUCUUUGGCAUCUAAAUAUAUGGAUUCAGAUUCAUGACUUACCAACGGGCUUUAUGUCAGAGAUCGUAGGUAAGCAACUGGGGAACUUUUUUGGAGAGUUUUUGGAGUAUGAUCCGAAGAAUAACUCUAGUAUUUGGAGGGAGUGCAUGAGGUUAAAGAUUCGUCUGGAUGUGAGGAAACCACUCAAGAGGAAGAAGAAGAUCACCAGGAAGAAUGGGGGAGAUUUCAUUGUUAAUUGUAAAUAUGAGCGCCUUGGUGAGUUCUGUUUCAUCUGUGGUCUGGUCUCUCAUACUGACAGAUUCUGUAGAAGAUUUCUGGAUAAAAGAAGUGAAAGUGCAGUAAAGGAAUGGGGUGUGUGGCUUCGUGCGCCACCACGGCGGGCGGUAGGUCAGCAGAAGAGCAAGUGGCUCCGGGAAGAGAACGACGGUGAGUGGGAGACAAGGAUGGGUAGGAGCAACGACAUCCCACCUUUUCCGGAAAAGGCGAAAAAUGGAGGGAGGGAGAUUUUCAAAAUAUGGAUAAGGAUGGGGAAGGCGCUGAUAGAGCGAUAA
This is a messenger RNA of Daucus carota subsp. sativus, 912 nucleotides long. RefSeq lists its product as uncharacterized. The coding region runs from base 1 to 912 and encodes 303 amino acids. The record is from RefSeq and is a predicted model, not a curated record. NCBI's taxonomy places the organism in Eukaryota, Viridiplantae, Streptophyta, Magnoliopsida, Apiales, Apiaceae. The transcript has a single exon.